ACACACAACAUUGCCCACAAUUCAAACAACAUCACUGUAGCAUCCUCUCCUCGUAUACCAGCACAGCUUUUCCCCAGUACCAUCUGCUUGUGGAAUAUCCUGACUACAACAGUGGUUUUGAUUCCUUCAACUGAGUUUUUUAGAAGCCACCUGGAACCACUCACCCUCAGUUAGCUCUCCAAUCUGAGAAAGGAAGAUGGCAACUCUCACUAAUAAGUUGAUGGACAUGGUCGUUGACCAACUGGACGACAUAUCACCAGCCAAAGUGACCAUCGUUGGUGUUGGUCAAGUGGGCAUGGCUUGUGCAUACAGUAUAAUGACACAGAAUAUAGCUAGUGAGAUAGCGCUUGUUGAUGUGCUUGCUGAUAAGUUAAAAGGUGAAGUAUAUGACAUGCAGCACGGUCUAGCGUUCGUCAAGGGAUGCUGUGUAAAAGGAGAUACAGAUUACAAAGUAACGGCUGGAUCAAGACUAUGUAUCAUUACUGCUGGAGCUAGGCAGAGAGAUGGAGAAAGCAGACUUAAUCUUGUUCAAAGAAAUGUAAAAAUAUUUGAAGGUAUUGUUCCGAAUCUGGUUCGCUACAGUCCAAACACAGUACUUCUAGUAGUGUCCAAUCCUGUUGAUAUUCUUACAUACGUUGCAUGGAAACUGAGUGGUUUGCCUGCUAAUAGGGUCAUAGGUUCUGGGACAAACCUCGACACAGCUCGCUUCCGUUUCCUCCUCGGAGAAAAAUUGGGUAUUGCGCCCUCUAGUGUUCAUGGGUAUAUCAUCGGAGAGCACGGUGAUUCGAGUGUUGCCGUCUGGUCAGCUACCACAGUAGCUGGAGUAAGUCUUCAGAACCUACACCCUGAGAUAGGAACUCCUAAAGAUCCUGAGAAUAUGAACCAAGUUCAUAAAGAGGUCAUAGAUAGUGCAUAUAAGAUCAUCAAGCUUAAAGGCUAUACUUCAUGGGCUAUUGGAAUGAGCUGUGCCACAUUAGCUUCUGCUGUGUUAAGGAAUCAGAAAGGAGCCUAUCCUGUUUCUACUGUUGCUAAAGGAUUCCAUGGUAUUGAACAUCAAGUAUUCCUAAGUCUCCCAUGUAUUCUUGGUCAAGAUGGAAUCACUCAUGUUAUAAAGCAGACAUUGAAUACCAAAGAACAGGCUCAGCUUCAAUCCAGUGCUAAUACCUUGUGGGACAUCGCCAAAUCGUUGGAGCUACGAGAGCCAUCGAAGUAAGGGGCCUAGCUUCUUUAUGAAACAAGGUCAAUAUUAAUAAUUCAGAAAACACAAACCCCUAACAUAGCUUUCUAAGUCAAAGAGCUAAAAUAACUCAAGCAAAGUAACACCACUGCCCUUGCUUUCGUAAUAACUUGCUACUACUUUAUAGAAAUGCAAACUAAGUUCUUCGCAGCAUUUUUAAUCCUUAACAGGACAAGUUUAGUGAGAAAGUCAAAUCAUUUUCUUGUCAUUGUAUAAAUGUUUGCUUAUUAAGCAAAUAUCACUUUCAUGUAUGUUAGUUAGGUUUUGUUGGUCGUAUUUAUAAUCUUUUCUUCUGUUUUUACAAAUUGUUGUGUUAAUGGUCUGUUCAUAGGGUUGUGCAGCACAGAGAAGAAAUUGGUGUGCUAAAUGUAUUUCAGCAAUCUUUCUGGUGUGUUUUAUUUUUGUGAAAAAUAAUUUUUCUUUGAUACUUAGGCACCUAACCAAAAGUAAGAGCUCAUUCUUUCCCUUGUAAAUCUAGCAAGCAAUCUCUAAUUGACCAAACAGCGAUCUUAUUAUAUCAUUCAAGUGGGUCUAUAUUACUAGUCUACACUAGCACUAUGGGUCAGGAAACUGGCCAGGUAUGAGUAGUUGAGGACUCGAGAUUGCGCUAUUGGUUCGUGUCUACUUUAAUGAAACAUGUAGCUUGUGUAAGUGUAGAGGUUCACUUGUGCAUAUCCUAAAUUCCGGUUUACCUAUAGACACAAUCAUGGGUGGAAAUCUCUCCUUAAAGGUAGGGGGGGGGGACACAAUUGAGUUUUCCGUUUUUUGUUCUACAGAAUUUCUAACUCAAACACACACACACACACAUACAUAUAUAUAUAUUGUAACAAAAUGAAAGGUUUAUUUAAUUAUCAACAUUGUUUUGGAACGGCAAAGACUGUAGAAUAAGUUUUAAUCCAUACAUAUAGUUGUAUAGCAAAAUUCAGUAAUCGCUUGUAAUCGAUUAUGUAGUGAUUUUCUUUAAAAAUGUAAUUAGGCCUUUUUGCUGAGUAAUAACGAAGUUUACAACUGUAUAAUUGUGUUAGUUUUGUAUCUUUAAUAAUUUUACACUGUUUGAAUAUACAAAAGUAGUGACAAUCACAAUUUUCUUAGCUGAAAAGAUUUAUUAUAUGAUUUUAACUAUUUUUAAAUAGUGAUAACAUUUUACUGUCUGACAAGCUCCCUCUGCGAUCGUUGAGCCAGAUCGUUACAGGUUUACUUUAUGCUCGAUUACGAACCAGGCUACUUGGCCUACAAGUAGUAUUUCCUGCCCGAAUAUCUCUGCUGAAAUUCUGUUUAAAUCCUGCUGCGACAGGGUGAGCGAGCAUGUAUUCUAGUAAAGUUUGAAGAAAGAAA
Lytechinus pictus (painted urchin) is the source of this 2572-nucleotide messenger RNA. Its product is annotated as L-lactate dehydrogenase-like. Gene Ontology annotation, biological process: lactate metabolic process; pyruvate metabolic process. The coding region runs from base 197 to 1213 and encodes 338 amino acids. Gene Ontology annotation, cellular component: cytoplasm. Gene Ontology annotation, molecular function: L-lactate dehydrogenase (NAD+) activity. NCBI's taxonomy places the organism in Eukaryota, Metazoa, Echinodermata, Echinoidea, Temnopleuroida, Toxopneustidae. The transcript is spliced from 8 exons. The record is from RefSeq and is a predicted model, not a curated record.